AUGGGCUCGCACGCAUUGGCUGGCCGUGCACCAAUCAGGAAGCCCUAGGGAAUGACAUGAUUAGUAACAUGUUGAUAACCGCAAUGUAUCCCACUGGACAACUUAUGGAUUUUCUCAUGCAUUCCAGUGUUUGGUUGGUUUGGUUGGACCCUUGAACUAAAAUGUCAAACAUUAGAUUACAUUCAAAUGUAUUGUCAUUAUGUAAUACGUGUGUACACCUUAAGAGUCACGCUGGACAACACAAGUGGCAGCUCAAGCUUUUUGGCUUGUUGUCUGGCGCUCUCGUCUCUCAAUUUGUGGACUAUGGUUCGAGCCCCGGCCGGGAAGGACAGAGCGGCCAGACCAAGCCGAUUACGAUUACAGGUCCGCGUCAUUUCCAGACAGCCAUCCUCCCUAACUUAUACUGACUCCACCCCGCACCCCUCACUCCCUUCGCUCACUGAGAGGACGAGCAUCCACACAGAGGACGGAUGCUCUGGCCAUGAGGAUCUUUGUCUGCUACGAGGAGUCCUGGGAGUCCUUUGACGUGCCCGCAGGUCAGACCGUGGGAGCCAUUAAGAAGAUGGUGAAGGACUCCUUCCUGGUGUGUCUCCCCGAUGACCACCUGGAAGUGAGCUACGGUGGUGCAGCCCUGCAGGAUGGCUGGACUUUGGGUGACGUGGGCGUCGCAAGUGGAAACUCCAUAAAAUGCUGCUUAAAGAGCGAUGAGAGGCCAGCGAUGUUUGUGUUUAACGCUGUGACGGGAGAAACGUUUCCAGUCACAGGAAGUGCGUCUCUCCAAAAUAUGUCCGUGUCCCAACUGACAAGUGCGGUGUCGGCGCACAGCGGACUUCCUGUCAGUGUUUUUCGCCUCAGCACACCUGCCGGAGUUCAGCUUUAUGACUGCAACACGCUGCAGGACUACGCCAUCAAAGUGGGUGCAAUCCUCCGUUUGGAUGCAUGGGACGGGUGGGUGGAGUUCCUCCGAGGUUGCCUCCUUGGCCACGUAGCCACGGUCCAAGGUCAAACAUCAAAGAAGAAGCUUGUAAUGAGAUUCCAGCUGCGGGUGGCGCUCUACAUGGCAGCUUCUUUGGGCCACCUGGAGCUGGCAGAUUGGCUCCUGGAGAAGGGGGUUCCCGCUGAUCACCCAGUGGGGGUCCAUCUGUACCGCCAGUGGUGCCAGCGAACUGCCCACAGAGACACGAGACGAUGUCCCGUUCACGUCGCCGCAGAAAGCAACCGGCUCCUCAUCCUCAAGCUUUUUGUCACCAAGGAUAUUUUCACGCUGGCUUGCCGGGACCCUGCAGGUCGUGACCCUUUGAGGAUUGUUGUGCAGCACGGCCACAGGGAGUGCGCUCGCUACUUAGCAGAGAAGCUAAGUUCGGUUGUAUCCCUGCAAAAUAUGUCCCUGCCUGUUCGUAUUUACCUUCAGAUGAAGCGCUGGCUCCGGGCGGCGCAGCGAAGGACGGCCUCAGGUCCGUGGCGGCGCACCUUCACCUGCAAGGUGCUGUCGGUAGACGGCUUCACUCCGCCAAAGAUGUCCUCCAAACCCAGGAAACUCAAGCCCGCCUCCAAUGAGACAUUACCACAUCUUGGUAGCGAGAUGUCUGAGAAUCCUCCGGUCCUCCUUAAAGAGAUGCGGAUUAAUCCAAAGCCAAGUCAAAAGGACACACACAGGAGUGCAGGACUUCGGUCUUCACUCCCACCUCUCAGCUCUCCCACAUCACCACGAGUCCGCCGUCUCUAUGCGGCACCGUCGCACCACAGGGGGUCAACGGCCAGAGAAAAUGCGAUACGCUGCUUGACAAUUGCCAGUACUUUUACAGCGAAGCCUUGGUGGAAGCAGUUGAGCAUCGCACGCACUCUUGCCAGGAAGCAGAUGCAGAGCCUGCCCUGAAUCUGCAGACCGUUCCAUAUGCCAUAAAACCUGCUGACACAGCGGAUGACGAGGACGUCCUUCAGAGUGACAACUGAGAAUUUGAUUGUCCGAGACGGUGACACCCCAUCCUCCCGCUCCAAUAACUUCUACUGACAUGCUGGAAGAAUUUCUGCCUUAUUUUCUUUAUUUCUUUAGUUUGCCUUUGCUAUAGAUUUUACUUGAAAUUAUGGUUAUGGUAUUAGUAUAUUUCCAGUUUCUCAUUACAAAAUGUACAAAAAGGAGUAGAAAGAAGCAGAGCUUAUUUAGUUUAAUCCUACCCUUUUUCCAUUUUAACAGCAACACAUGUGUUUACAUCCUGUCCUAAAUUUGUAACACAAAGAAAGAAAUGAAUAAA
This is a messenger RNA of Entelurus aequoreus (snake pipefish), 2252 nucleotides long. RefSeq names its product protein ANKUB1-like. The transcript is spliced from 7 exons. The record is from RefSeq and is a predicted model, not a curated record. Gene Ontology annotation, molecular function: protein binding. NCBI's taxonomy places the organism in Eukaryota, Metazoa, Chordata, Actinopteri, Syngnathiformes, Syngnathidae. The coding region runs from base 482 to 1876 and encodes 464 amino acids.